Exophiala mesophila is the source of this 1589-nucleotide messenger RNA. RefSeq lists its product as uncharacterized. The coding region runs from base 325 to 1491 and encodes 388 amino acids. The record is from RefSeq and is a predicted model, not a curated record. Gene Ontology annotation, molecular function: catalytic activity. Lineage: Eukaryota; Fungi; Ascomycota; Eurotiomycetes; Chaetothyriales; Herpotrichiellaceae. The transcript has 2 exons.
CUAGGGGCCGAGGGUCUGACAACAAUUGCGAGACUGGUCUGUGGUUUGUCUGCCGCUUCUCCCGCUUCUGCCCCCUUCAAAGCCAUCCCAUCUUAUCCCCGCAAUACCAGCGGAGUUUCAAGCCUGGGAAUACCGAGGUCAUCUCGGUCAACAAAGGCUUUGUAGCCGUUGUCACCAUGGUGCUUCGGCACGAUUCGCAUUUAACAAAACGAGGCUAUGUCGGUGGUGUCAAAGUCUCUGCUCUAUAGGCACAUCGACUUUGGUCAGAUAUCCUCCUUUUCGUUUCCUUGAAAUUGUUGGUAUUGACUUAGACCACUACACACCAUGUCGGCCAGCCCCCCGCUCACAGGCCUCAAGGUCCUUGAGCUUGCAGGUCUUGCCCCAGGACCUUUCUGCGGAAUCCUCCUCGCCAACUGGGGCGCCGAUGUCCUUCGCGUCGACCGACCAGGUGGACCCCAGGCACCACCAACAAACGACCUCCUCACUUCACAUAAAGCCUCUGUCGCUCUUGACCUGAAGACCGCAGCUUCAGUCGAAGUCUUCCUCAGCUUAAUUGACAAGGCGGAUGUCCUCAUCGAUCCUUUCCGACCCGGUGUCUUGGAGAAAUUAGGCUUGGACCCAGAAAAGGUGCUGCUGAAGAGAAAUCCCCGCCUCAUCACAGUCCGUCUGACUGGGUUUCGACGAGAUGGCAAAUACUCGGCCAUGGCAGGUCAUGACAUCAAUUACCUGGCCGUCUCAGGCGUGUUGGGCAUGCUAGGGGCAAAAGACACACCACCUCUGCCGCCGGCCAAUAUCCUCGCCGAUUUUGCUGGUGGUGGACAUGUUGCUUUUACUGGAGUGCUGCUCGCGCUGAUCCAUCGAUCCACGUCAGGCAAGGGUCAGGUGGUCAACUCCAACAUGGUGGACGGCGUCAGCUAUCUGGGCAUGUUCCCGCGACUGUUGACCAAGGAGGCGAUGUGGUCUGGCCCUCGUGGCACCAACACUCUGGACGGAGGAUGUCCGUACUAUGGUUCAUACGAGACCAAAGACGCGGGCAAAUACAUGUCUGUCGGUGCGCUGGAGCCACAAUUCUACGUCGAAUUCAUCAAAGGUCUUGGCUUCAAACCCGAAGACGUUCUCGCCCACAAGGACCUCAAGCGUGACGAUCCCAAGGCCUGGCCAUACAUGCGACAGGUUUUCACGCAACGAUUCAAGACGAAGACGCGCAAGGAGUGGGAGGCCAUCUUUGACGGCACCGAUGCCUGCGUAGCUCCGAUCCUCGAACACAAGGAGAUGGAAGCUUCCAACUACGACCAUCGACCCAUUGUUGAAUUGACUGUUUCACCAGGCCGCAAGGUCGAUCGGCCUUGGAAAGGCCAGCCCAUGCGGUCUGGCGAGGGAGGUGACGCGAGAUUGGAUCAAUGGCUGGGUUGGAAGCAAGGUCGGGAUUUUGAUGUUCAAGGUAGAUCUGGAUCAGAAUUCUUGGUCAAGAAGGCGAAGAGCAAACUAUAGAGAGGAUAAUGGACAAUGUUAUUACUCAUUCCACCUCAUACAGUGGGGAUGCUCAUGCGAAUCACUUUUCCAACUCGUGCGCUCUCUUUUGAUGGUCU